This is a messenger RNA of Rhincodon typus (whale shark), 2359 nucleotides long. Its product is annotated as zinc finger protein 22-like. Bases 1308 to 2201 code for a protein of 297 amino acids. Gene Ontology annotation, cellular component: nucleus. Gene Ontology annotation, biological process: regulation of transcription by RNA polymerase II. Gene Ontology annotation, molecular function: DNA-binding transcription factor activity, RNA polymerase II-specific; sequence-specific DNA binding. Lineage: Eukaryota; Metazoa; Chordata; Chondrichthyes; Orectolobiformes; Rhincodontidae. The transcript is spliced from 3 exons. The record is from RefSeq and is a predicted model, not a curated record.
UGACCCUGGAGUUAGAGAGAGAGUGAGAGAGAGAGAGAGAGAGAUUAAAAGAAGCAGAAAGAAAGAGAGAGAGAGAGACAGAGACUAGGCCUGGAGGAAUGGAGGGGAUCUAAAUAUUAUGGUCUGUCUCUUUUUUAAGAUGGAGUGGGUUGGUGCACCACCUGGGGUUUGCUAUGUCUGUAUUUUUUGGGGAGGAGGAAGUUGGCGUGGGUGGAGGCUUUGGUGGCAUUUGCUUACAAUCUGAAUUUUUUGCAGAGUGUUGUCUAGUCUGGGCAUUACGGUCUGUUUUAUAUUGAGGGGGAUGUCUCAUCUGUAUAUUACGGUCUUUUUUUUGAGGGGUGCCUGUAAUGUAGGCGUUACAGUGUUUUUUUGAUAUUGGGGAGGUGUCUGAUCUGGAUGUUACGGUCUCUUUUCUGAGGAGUGCCUGCAAUUUAGGCAUUACGGUUCUUUCUUUAUUGCAGGAGGUGCUUGAUCUGUAUAUUACGGUCUGUGUUUUUUCAGGGAUGUCUAAUCUGGGCAUUACGGUCUGUUUUUCAUUGAGGGAGGUGUCUGAUCUGAAUAUUACGGUCUUUUUUUUUGAGGGACGCCUGUAAUCUGGGCAUUACAGUUUUUUUUAUUGGGGAGGUGGCUGAUCUGAAUAUUUCAGUCUGUUUUUCGAGCGCGUCUGUAAUCUGAACAUCAUGGUCUGGUUUUUUAUUGAAGGGAGUGUCCGGUCUGGACAUUACGGCCUUUUUUUCGAGGGGCCCCUGUAAUAUGAGCAUUACAGUCCUUUUUUUAUUGAAGUUGGGGUGGGUGGUGGCUGGUCUAGAUAUUACAGUCUCUUUUCUUUGAGGGACGCCUGUAAUCCGGAUGUUACAGCCUGUUUUUUCCAAGGGGCGUCUGUAUUCUAGAUGUUACAGUCUGUUUUUGAAGGGGUGUAUCUCAUAUGGAUAUUACUUCUUGAGUUGGGGGUGUCUGAUCUAGAGGUUAUAGUCUGUUUUCGAGGGAUGCCUAUAAAUCUAGAUAUUAUGAUUUUUCUUCGAGAAAGGUGUAUGAUCUGGAUAUUAUCCUCCUUUGAGGGUUAUGUGUAAUCUGGACAUUACUGUCUCUUUCUCAAGGAGGGUUUCGGUAUUGUGGAUAUUACGGUUUGGUUUGAGGAAGGGGUCUUGGUCUCGACAUUACAGUCUGUUUUUGAGGGGUGUGCCUGAUCUGGACAUGAGGGGUUUGUGGAGGUGUAAGUAAUCUGAAAAUUCCUGUGUCUUUACUUAGGAGCAGUGCAUCUCUGGAGAUUACGGUGUCUUUUUUUUUGGACCUGAGCGCCCCGACCCAUGGAGGAAGAGGACGGGCAGAAGGGCGUCGCGGGACCGCGCCCAGCCAGGAGGAUGCUGCCUCCGGGCAUCCGGGCGGUGCUGCGUCCGCCGUCAGGCAGGGGUGGAGCGCGGAGGCGGUGCCGGCCUGGGCAGAGGGGCUUCAUCUGCUCGGACUGCGGCAAGACCUUUGAGCACUCGUGCCACUUCGAGCGUCACCUGCGGGUUCACACGGGUGAGCGGCCAUUCAAGUGCCCAACCUGCGACAAGGACUUCAACCACAAGUCGAACCUGGUGCGGCACGAGCGCACCCACACGGGCGAGAAGCCCUUCCGGUGCCAGACCUGUGGCAAGGAGUUUAGCCAGCCGUCCAACCUGGUCAAGCACCAGCUGACCCACACGGGUGAGAAGCCGUUCCGGUGCCAGACCUGCGGCCGCGACUUUAGUCGCCUGUCCAACCUGGCCACCCACCAGCGCACGCACACCGGGGAGAAGCCCUUCCGCUGCGCCGUCUGCCUCAAGGACUUCAGCCAAUCGUCUAUCCUACGUCGCCACCAGCGCACUCACACCCGGGAGAAGAAAUACCGCCGCUGCGUCGUGUACGGGGCCGGACCUCGCGGUGGCUGCCACCUCUUGCUACACGACGCCAGUGCCUUGGGAGUGGAACACCUCCAGCUGCGCGGAGGGGUGGAGGAGGAGGAGGAGGAGGAGGAAGAGGAGGAGGAGGAGGAGGAGAUGGGGGGCGAGCAACAGGUCCGGGACGGUGAUCUGGAGCGAGCAGAGCUCUUCAUCUGCUCCGACUGCGGGAUGAGCUUCAAGACCAUGCUGAAGCUGAAGUGCCACGAGCAAGAACAUGAGGAGCAGCAGCGCCCGCACCAGGAGGAGGAGGGAGCCCCUCCCGGUACUGACCGUUAGACACCCACUCGACUCCCCAUCCCCUCUGUCUCCCAAUAACCCUCCCCACCCAUGGCGCACACACGUGUGCACACACAGACACACAUAUGCACAUGCAUGCACACACACAGACACACAUACACAUGCACACACACACUCACACACGCAACAUGCAAACA